AUGCCACCGCCCUCACAAUCACCACCACCGCCGGUGCGGGAGAGCAGUCGACUCCCGCCGGCGGCCGCGGCCGCAGCUGCUGCUGCUGCUGCUGCCUCGUCGCCAGCAUCGCCAUCGCCCUUGGCCUCCCCAUCUCCUUUGUCUCCCGCUUCACCCGCGCCACUCGCACCGUCCGAUGAAGAGGGUGUGUUCACGAGUGGUGACGGCGCGGCGGACGAGCAGGAGGAUGACGACGACUACGGCCACCCGGACAGCCAGGACAUCCCUCUCACGAUGACCGCCUCCACGGUGCUGCUCAAUCUCCCCCGCGAUGCCACGGCUGCGCUGGCCACGGCCGGCCGCUUCGCCAAGGACAAGGUCGUUGUGCGCUUCAAGCCGGUGGGGUCGGCGCCGCCACUGUCUGGCGGUGGUGCCGGCGGCGGGGCGGUGGCCGACGUGCGCCGCAAGAUCAGCUCGACACAAAAGUUCGAGGUGGUGGUGGCGUUUGUACGGCGGGCAUUGCGGGUCAAGGAGUCAGAGAGCGUCUUCUUGUACGUCAACUCGGCGUUUGCGCCGGCCCUGGACGAAGUGGUGGGCAAUCUACACCAGUGCUUCAAGGACUCGCACGACCAGCUGAACGUGUCAUAUUCGCUGACACCGGCAUUUGGGUGA
This is a messenger RNA of Sporothrix schenckii 1099-18, 651 nucleotides long. RefSeq lists its product as uncharacterized. The transcript has 2 exons. Gene Ontology annotation, biological process: C-terminal protein lipidation; nucleophagy; autophagosome assembly. Bases 1 to 651 code for a protein of 216 amino acids. Gene Ontology annotation, cellular component: phagophore assembly site membrane; cytoplasm; Atg12-Atg5-Atg16 complex. The record is from RefSeq and is a predicted model, not a curated record. NCBI's taxonomy places the organism in Eukaryota, Fungi, Ascomycota, Sordariomycetes, Ophiostomatales, Ophiostomataceae.